Amorphotheca resinae ATCC 22711 is the source of this 1284-nucleotide messenger RNA. RefSeq lists its product as hypothetical. NCBI's taxonomy places the organism in Eukaryota, Fungi, Ascomycota, Leotiomycetes, Helotiales, Amorphothecaceae. The transcript is spliced from 3 exons. The record is from RefSeq and is a predicted model, not a curated record. Gene Ontology annotation, cellular component: membrane. Bases 1 to 1284 code for a protein of 427 amino acids. Gene Ontology annotation, biological process: regulation of peptide transport.
AUGGCGCGCGGAACGCCAGGAGAACUCCGCGAACGUCAGUCCACGUCCUCGUCAAGACCGACCUCGUUGAAGUUGAAAGAACCGCACCGCUUCAGAGCCGGCGUUGGGUUGGGGCAUGUGGCCCGGCGGACCCUGGGGAUUUUUCUCCUGCUCGUUACGGUAUUUUUGUGGACUGCCUCGAAUUUCUUGGCCAGUUAUAUCUUCGCUGAUAACUCGUACUCGAAACCAUAUUUUGUUACCUAUAUCAAUACUUCGUUCUUUGCUAUAUCGCUGGUCCCUAUUUUUGUGCGAAUCUCACGUCAGAAUGGCGUUUCAGAUGUACGGACGUUUUUGGCCGAAAGCUGGCGAGAUCUAGUGAAGCAUUACAGAAGGCGUGGAAAGUCGGCAAGAGGAGAAGAUCCAGAGGAUGCGUUAUCUGCUUCCCAAACCAGAUUACUGGACGAUGAUGAGCGAUCAGAGGAAGAAUUCAAUGUGGCUGGUGACCCUGAGGUCCCGGAUGGUGUUCUAAGCGUACCAGAAACAGCCAAGAUCAGUCUCGAAUUCUGCCUCCUCUGGUUUAUCGCCAAUUACCUCGUGGCAGCAUGUUUAGAAUACACAAGUGUGGCCAGCUCCACGAUCUUGACUUCGACUAGCAGUAUCUGGACCCUGGUCUUCGGUGCUCUGGUGCACGUAGAACACUUCUCUUACAAGAAGCUUAUUGGAGUUCUAGCCUCCCUAGCCGGUAUCAUCCUAGUCUCGACCAUUGACCUUACAGGAAAAGACAAUGAUGAGAACCGUGGGAACUUCCCGCACAAAUCUCAGGGGCAGAUUGCUCUCGGUGAUGCCAUGGCCUUUGGAAGCGCGAUCAUGUACGGCGUCUACGCCGUGGUCAUGAAGAAACGCAUUGGGAACGAGGACCGUGUCGAUAUGCCUUUGUUCUUCGGCCUAGUCGGGUUCUUCAACGUUAUCUUCCUAUGGCCCGGCUUCCUGAUCCUACACUUCACGGGCGUCGAGACAUUCGCCCUCCCUCCCACAGGCAAGAUCUGGACCAUCGUCCUAUUAAACUCAGCAUCAUCCUUCAUCAGUGAUUACUGCUGGGCCUACGCCAUGCUCCUCACCUCCCCCUUAGUCAUAACCGUCGGGCUCUCAAUGACCAUCCCCCUCUCCCUGAUCGGCCAGAUCGUCCUGAGCUCCCAAUAUUCCAGCGCUCUAUACUGGGUAGGCGCCUUGAUCGUCCUCCUAUCCUUCCUAUUCAUCAACCAUGAGACACGUGACGAAGACGAGCCCUCUAGAAUGCACCAAUGA